AUGCGAUCAAACAAUAAUAACAGCCGCCUCGAUUUGCCGACUUGUCAAUGUUCAAUUGUUCCCGCAGCAAUGAUGGGGCUUAAAUCCAAGAAAAGCCGUCCUUCUCAGUCCUCUUCGUCCUCGCUGGCGUCUUCAGCGACGGGUUCGUUCAGUGUCGUUUCCAGGCGAGGCCUUAAUAACCCGUCUUCCUCGACAUUGUUCCUGCCUUCCGCUACUCAAGAUUUCGAUCAGCCCAAACGCAGCCAGGAGAAAGAAAAAGACAAGAGUAUGACCAAACUAUCCGGGUUCUUUUCCAGUUCAAGAAAGGGGAAAGAGAAAACAGCCGUGCAAUCUAUGGAGCCCAAAACGGGUGUAAUGGUCCUGGAAACGAUGUCAUCACCUGCAACAUCUCUUACAACGGUUCUCAAGUCUGCCAGUCCUAGUUCAGAAUCGUCCAGCCAAGGUCGCGCUAUAAAGAGUGUAGAGUCGACGGCAGCAGACAAUCCUCGACAGCCUCUCUUUGUGGCGAAUCCCGAUCCAUCACCACUGACACAAGAACUUUCCCCCGGAGAACCUCUCUCCUUCAGUGCUUCCGAGUGCUCUUCCAGUUCCGCGAGCGGUUAUACGUCCCAAACUUCCUACACAGAAUCUGACCAUGGCCCAACGAAGAAGGAAAAAGAUCCAUCAAUUCUCACAUAUGACCCCUCGACGGCGACUCAGCUGACUCGGUCCCUGUCGAAUGGUGCUCUGCUCAAUUUAGUACCUCUGCACCAUCCCGAAGAAGAUCCCCCGGCUUACACUCUCCUUCCACAAGCACAACCUCAGAAAAACGUUACUUCUUCGGACCCACGUUCGGAAAGCUCAGAUUUACCUGUGCGACUGAGGCCCGCAAAGACUCUUAGCAAACCAGCUCCAUUGCGACACAUAUCAGUUCCAGUUUUGCCUACUCAGGAUCGCCCUCCAUUACCCUCCAGGGCAGUCAGCGUUCCAGACGCUGAGUUGGUCACACAAAACGGCGGAGUGAUGGUGGGAUAUGGUCUGGACCGGAUUGAUGAAUUGGACGAGACUAGCCCUUAUGGAGUGAACCUGCAUGUCGGUGGUCCGUUCGAUGCUGCCAGUACUGAUGCGAACGGCAAAUCCUCUUCUAAACGCUCAGACCUUCAACCUGGUUUCUUUGACCCUGUCGCUACAAUUUCUUACACCCCGUUUGGUAUUCCGAAAGGUGGCUUGCAGGUUGGACAAGUGAUACCCCGCAACCCGUCUUCUCAACCUCAACACAUCGAACACCAGAGACAUCCAUCGUACACCAAUCAUCAUCUUCAACCCGCUGGAACCUCACUGAAGCAGAACCGCAUGUCGUCUCUUUCAUUCAUGAGCGCUCUACCCAGUCCAGGGUGGCCUCUACCCAGCCCUGGGUUCCCUGAUCCAGGGCCAGAAGACCACUAUCUGGCGACAUCGAAUACGCCCGUCGUGGGUGAGAAAAGCUUUUCUCAGAUUCAGGCUGGCCUUUUCAUAUCGAGCACAUCGUCAACAGCAUCGACUCGGCCAGCGCACAUCGCAGAGGCUUCAUCUUCGUCCACCAUGUCGAGCGGGUCAUCCCAUCACACCGCUCCGCAUGACAAGCCCUCAAACCAAUGGAGCACCUACACUUCUCCUUCAAAUCAUGCAUUUUCGUCGAAUCCACAAACACCCCGUACUCCUAGUUCAGCCAACUGGUCCACCACCGCAUAUGGGGGAAUUGAUAAUGUUCAUCGUGGGAAUGUGAGGCAUAGUCAAAUAGGACUUGCCUUGGGGUCACCAUUACCCGAGUCAUCUCUGAAUGAUCAUGGCCACGAGGGAACGUCGUCAGGGGAAAUGCUUCAUAUAGCUGAGGAACAUGAAGGAAAGGAUGAGGGGGGAGUCGAGGGAAUAGGAAUGGCAAUUCUUAAGGAAGGUAGUUCAGAUGAUGAAGCGCAGUCCGCAGCUGUUCCCACUCAAAUAAAAACUGCGGCUGCGGAUGAACGUGCCUGGAAGUCCUCUGAGAUAAGAGAUGAGGACUAUGAAUAUUGGACUGGAUCUUCGGGAUCGAAUGCAAUAAAACAUCACAAACAACUCAUCGGAUAUGAAUCCACGCCCACAUGGGCCUCAGAAUUUCAGUGUCAUUCACCGUAUUCGUUGUUAGAUGACAAGGAUGCAGUUGAGAGCUACGGGGGACCGCUGGUGAAUGGUGCGAGUAGCAGUCAACAAGCACACCAUCCAUGCGAGGGAACUGGUCACGAUAGAGAAGCCAGUAGUCGAACUUUGAAUGGAACAUCAACACGUGGCUCCUCUCUCUUACCAGAUGCAGUCGCACACAUACGAGCGGCCAGCUCUCAGUCUGCGUUGGGUUCUCAUCUACCUCACCUACGAUCCCAUCCGAGCGGCUACUCAAUCCCACCGCAACAGCGUCAGAAGUUGUACGUUCCAAAUAGCCACAGCCCGCCCACGCUCUCCAUCCCUCCUCAAUCCCGUUCCCUGCAAUCAAGUCCUACGGGAUCCCCGUACCAUUCUGAUUCACACAGUCCAAAUCGCACCCCCGGUUCCGUAUACCCACAUACAAUUCAAGCGCAAUAUCAGGACUCGAGCCAGCUCGUGUCGGCAAGUCCCAAUAAGCACUAUUCGUUACCUUCACCUGCUUCACCCAAUUGGGUAUCACGGGAAGCAUGGACUGGUCAGGGUGUUUAUGGGCCUAUAACAGCCCCUCAGAACAUUCCAUACCAUCCUCACCGACAUACAAACGGAGUGAAAGGAAAUCGGACACCCAGCGGGACUGGAGUGAACGGGCAUCCGAAUGGUUCCUCGCAUCAUCACAGAGAUCCAACGUCUUCCACGUCGAGGGCGAUGUUUUUACCUCCGGGUGCAGCGGCUCCCAAUCCAAACCCUUACGAACGGCAAACGCCGUCGCCAUCAACUCGAUUCAACCCGCCAAGUCCCAGGAACAGCGAUAUUCCCCCAGUUCCGUUGAACAGGCCCCGACACGCUCCCACAAAGCUAGUUAUGCCUACUCCUCUACAAGGUCAUGGUCCACCUCAACAUCCACGAUCACCUUACCAUGCGAAUAGUCUGUCUUCAGCCCAAAAAUACCCACCGCCGCCGCCUAUACCACCAACACCAAACGGAAGUGCUGGCAAGGUUCUCAGGAAGCGGUCCUCUAUGGCGAAUACAACCUUCGGCCCUACGCACACGAAUGGUGGCGAUGAAUGGGGGUAUGUGAGCAACAGUGGGGGAUAUGUAAGCGAGGAUGGGGUUGGGAGGAGUAAGACAAUGCAAGUCAAGAAAGCACCGAAGCGGGUGCUGAGUAAGAGGAGGGCCGACCUUUAG
Marasmius oreades (fairy-ring Marasmius) is the source of this 3318-nucleotide messenger RNA. RefSeq lists its product as uncharacterized. The transcript has 2 exons. NCBI's taxonomy places the organism in Eukaryota, Fungi, Basidiomycota, Agaricomycetes, Agaricales, Marasmiaceae. The record is from RefSeq and is a predicted model, not a curated record. Bases 1 to 3318 code for a protein of 1105 amino acids.